Molecule: messenger RNA, 5431 nt
Organism: Toxotes jaculatrix (banded archerfish)
Lineage: Eukaryota; Metazoa; Chordata; Actinopteri; Toxotidae
Gene: rab11fip1a
Product: RAB11 family interacting protein 1 (class I) a
Exons: 6
Coding region: 351-4178 (1275 amino acids)
Biological process (GO): regulated exocytosis
Cellular component (GO): intracellular membrane-bounded organelle
Molecular function (GO): small GTPase binding
Source: RefSeq, a predicted model, not a curated record
CGGAGCAAGGGAACUGUUUUUACGAAAGCCUUUAAUAGUAGUUUAUUGAACCGCAGCGAUGUCGUAGUUGGCUUACACAUGCUAGUGCUAGCGUUACGUUGGUGUUAACCCAAGUCGGGGGUUAUUUAGAGGCUUAGAUAUAUCGUUACGAGGAGGAGGGAGAAGUAUUACGACAUCAUCCUGAGCUUCCUGAACUGAAGUCAAGCUAGGUAACCUAAACCGCCAGCCGCAGAGGACGCCGGAGGUGAAAAACACAGCUCAGGAAAAGGUUAACCAACACUCCGACGCUGUUAGCUAUUUUUACAAGACAGUUUGGAUUAACUUUUGGUAAAUCUUAACGGAGUUUCGCCAUGUCUCUGGCCGAGCAGAGCCAGCAGUGGUUUCCUACGAGUGUCCAGGUAACGGUGCAUCAGGCUCGGAACCUGCGCUCCAAAGGCAAGAAUGGCACCAACGACGCCUAUGCCAUCAUCCAGGUGGCCAAGGACAAGUUUUCCACCUCUGUGGCUGAGAAGUGUAUCGCUCCAGUGUGGAAAGAAGAGGCUUCGUUUGACCUGCCGCUGUUCCACCCGGGUAACGCUGAACGCUGUACGCUGUACAUCAUAGUAAUGCACCGUGCCCAGGUGGGGCUCGACAAGUUCUUGGGUCAAGCUGUGAUAAACUUACUGGAUCUUCAUGACAACAAGUCUCGCAAAAAGACAGAUUGGUUCAAACUGGUGGAUAAGACCGGGAAAGUGGACAAGGAGCGAGGGGAGGUGCUGCUCGAUGUACAGUUCAUGAGAAACAACAUGUCAGCUAGCAUGUUUGACCUUUCUAUGCAGGACAAACCCCGCUCCCGCAUCUCCAAGCUGAAAGACAAAGUCCGUGGGAAGAAAAAGGAUGGCUUCUCUGACUCUGCUUCAGCUAUUGUUCCCCCUGUCAGCCAGGUCCUCACAGACAGUGAGGGCGAGGCUGAUGCACAGUCACUCAAUCAGUCUCCAGGAUCAAAAAAGAAAUCAAAGCUCAAAAGCCUCUUCGCCCCCAAAUCAAACCUGCAGCGUAAUAUCUCGCAGUCCAUGUCUACACUGGGCACACUUCCCGAGAAGAACUCAUCUCUCAGUGGCAGCCGCUCAUCUGGCCUCAAUGUAGACUCCCCUGAAGUUAAGAAGAAAUUCAAAUUGCUGGGUCACAAGCGAACAGGCAGCUCUGACAGCAAGGUGUCUCAGGGGCCUUUCUCCCUACUGGGUCGCUCCAAGCAGAGCAACAGUGACCUGAACAACCUGUGCAUCAACGGCAGCCAUGUGUACACAGAGGAGGCAGAGCCCAAGAGCGGGUCUACACUCAGUCUGAACAGCUCAGGCCAAGGCUCUGUGGAGGAUGUCCGCAAAUACAGCUCUGACAUCCCUGCAGAUUCCUUUAAAAGUGUACCUGUCCCCACCAACAGGUAUGAGGCUACAGACAGAGCCACACUGGAGCAACAGCGCCAUCAAGAGGAGGAGGAGGGAAGGCAGGCAGAAGCAAAGAGGCUGGUGGAAGAGGAGAGAAACAGAGCAGAGGCCAAGAGACGGCAGGAGGAAGAGGAGCGCAGAUACCAAGAGGAACAGGAGAGGAAGAGACGCUUCCUCGAGGAUGAAGCAAAGAGGAAGAAACAGAAGGAGGAGGAGGAAGAGAGAAGAAAGGAAGAGGAAGAGCGCAAGAGGCUGGAAGUAGUAGAGAAUUCUAAGCUUCAGGAAGAGCGUCGCAAAGCAGAGGAGCAGAAACGACAGGAAGAGGCCUCCAUGAGCGACAGGCUGUCAACUCUGUUUGGAAUGAUCAGAAAGAAGGAGGAGAAAAAAGAGGAGGUAGAGCAACUUCCCAAAGAGGUGUUACCUACACCAGCCCCUCGGAGUGACUCAAGAGAGUUUGAUCAACCUAUCUCCCGCCAGUCCACCAACCCAUUUGAGGACAUCCCCCUCAGCUUAGAUCCUACAGUCAGCAGUAAUGAAAGCCCAGCUGAUGAUCAGAAAUCCAGUCGCAACUCACAAACCCCCUCUGCCACGGUCUUCCUCAACCGCACCGCUAAAGUGUCUGCAGUCAAACCCAGAUUGGCUCAGUCUGUGGAGUCUGAACCCGCUGACUGCCAAACCCCCACUCAGCUGUGUCCUUCCCCAGCCACCUCUGAGUCCACCCUCUGUAGUGUCCCAUCUGAGUCCCCUGAUAAUUUCUCCAGCCUGCACUCAUCCUUGGCUCCUCCAAAUAUAAGUCGAAGCCUGUCUGGUUCCAGCCGAGGCAGCACAGGGAAUUUGUCAUCUGUGGAAUCAGUGGAAUCUUCACCCACCAUGGCAGACAAGAAGAGAAAAGCCCCCAUGCCGCCCUCGUAUUCUGUACAUGUGAACCAAACUGGAGGAACUGACAUUCCUGUCAGAGAGAUCAAGAACCCUGGAUAUGUAGAGGCAGACGGAUCACAACAAGGCAAAAAUAUGUCUUUACCACUUCCUGAUUACGAAACUCUCUUUCCAGUGAAGAGGCAUGGCGUACAAGGGCACACUCGAUGGGAUCAUUUAAUAGCUGAGGUCAAUCAGAGACACAGGGACACAGCAUCUGAAUUUCUGGGUCCAGAGAUGAGUGUGGAUGGCCCAGAGGAGCAUGAACCAAGUCCCAGAUCUUCCAUAUCAGAGAGGAGUUCUGCUGUGAGGCAUUAUCAAACACACCUUCCAGAGACCAAACCUUUGUCAUCCAAAAAAGUAGCAGCCCCAGCUCCCCCUAAACCAGUCACAUCUCCACAGCCUCAAUCAGUAGUGGUUUCUAGUCAAAGACAAAGCCAGAACAUUGCUCACCAAACUGCCACGAGGCCUAAUCCGUCUCCAGUCCCAGGACCUGUAAACACAGACAUCUCGAGCAGAGAAAGUCUGUCAGGGACAUCCAGGCAAGGAGUGAGGAAGGUGUUGCACCCAUCUCCUGCAGCAUCACUUGUACCUAGACCAACUAGUCAAAUGAAUACUCCAUCAGAUGAUCAAAGAAAAGUGCAGGUCUCCAUGAACAAAGAAGCACCCACAGCUAAACCCAGACAGAGGGUUAGUGGCAAAGAGCCAACAGAACAAGAAAAUUCUGCUGUGAAUCCAGACAGAAAUAUGACAAGUAACACCAAAACUCCCAGUAACACUCAGACAUUUAGUCAGACUGUGAGUAGCAUGGACAAAAAUGGCGGGCAGGCAGAGGAGAACUUUGUGGAGUUUGACCCAUUCCCCAAUACUGGGCUUCUUUCCAAAGACCCAUGGGCAGAGCUGAAGCCGAACCAAGAAAUCGACGACCUUUUCACCGGCAACACACAGAAAGAGCUGAAACCUGAAGAUCGGGGAAUGACAGAAGAUGAUCUUGAGAAAAUCUUUAGUCAAGAGAAGCCAAUAGAUCCCUUUGCUAGUUUUAAUGGCAGUGAUUCAGACAAACGCAGUGAAUACAGGAAAAAAGACGACGAUACAAAGCAAGCCAGUCCUGUUUUCCAAAGACGGAAUUCUCAGAGACAAAAACAGAUUCUUCCAUCAAAAACUCUCUCAGAUAAAAAAGUUUUCAAGUCUCAACCAGAACCAGCAUAUAAAGAAGGAACAACCAUAACUGCAGCCGGUCAAGGCCUCCCCACAAGAGAUGUCAUGAAUGAGUCUGUCACACUUCAGCCUCAAGCUGUUGUGAAAACACAAAGCAAUUUCUAUGGAGGAGAAGAUCUAUUCGGAGCUGAACCUUUUACUGUGCCCUCUGCUUUGAAGUCAUCUGAGCCCCUCCAGGUAGUUAUGGAGGAACCAGCAGGAGGUGUGUCUGGGGGAAGGACACUUUUGCGAGCAUGGGUCUCACCGUCUGAGGGUCAGCCUGUCAGUGCGCAGAAUAGCAAUGGAGGUGGGCUAGCCUUAACUCCACGCAGGCCUCAUCCCGUGAAGCCCCUGACCACAGUUGAGAGCCAACAUGCCAACAGCACACAAGCUGUGAAAGAGAUAAAGGCCUGGGACAGCACACCAGGGAAGAUUAAGGUGGCAGACUCAGGUGAAAGUGGACCUUACACUCAGCUGACCCAGGAAGAGUUGAUCACACUGGUGGUAAAGCAGCAAUCAGACCUGUCCAAGAAGGACGCCAAGAUCAUUGAGCUGGAAGAUUACAUCGACAACCUGGUGCUCCGCGUCAUCGAGGAGAAACCCAGUAUCCUACAAGCCCUUAGCCAUGCCAAGCCAACGUAAGGUCAUGGCUGCUGGAAGGAUCACUUCCCAGUUUUGUUCCUUGUGUGAGUUUGUGCUGUUGUCACCAUGUACUGAGAGACACAAUCUUUAUGAAGGUCUUAGAGCAUAUGCACUUUUUUAGUUUCAGUGUAAAAUUUGUUUGAGAAUGCUGGAAAAUGGUCUCUGAACUAAUAAUACUCUGUGAUUACUUAAUAACAAGCAAGCAAAAGUCUUUAUAUAAGCAAAUGAAUGUAUUUGUUUUGACACUAAGGUACUGGAAUUUGCUUUAAAAAAAACAAACUUGUUACAUGAAAAUAUAUUCAGCAUCUUGAUUUAUAGACCAUAAUUUAAUGAAACUUGGGUUGAGCUUUAUUUAAUACAUUUAUAUUGCAGAGAAAAAUAUAGUUUAUGAAACUAUUCUCUGGCCUUUGUUUUUCUACUCUCUACACUGGGUUUUGUUUAACUUAAUACUGUGUGAUUCAUAACCAUGUACAUAACCUCACACUACCAUUCCAAAUUCAUGCAGCAUCUUGAUGAGCUAUGAAUGUAAUAGGUCUCUCCUAUAUUUGCAAUAAAUUGUUUAAUUAACUUGCAGUGCAUCCCUGCAUAUAUUGACUAGAAAUUCUGACCUCAUCAGCUAAGUCAAGAUUAAUAUUGUUUUUAUAACAAGUGUAUGCCGACUUUUCCCUCCACCGCUGAAGUCUUUUUUAUUUUCUUUGUUGAUCCUUUUGGAAAGCAUGUAUUUUUUUAACCUGACAAUUAACAACAUUCCUCGCUUGUUUCACUCACCACAGUUGAAUGUCAGCUGGUUGUUCCAGUCCUUAAAAAUUAAAAAAUAUUGUGCCUACCUGUGCUUAAAAGAGGUGUUAUUUAGAAAACCAGCAAUGAAUAAAAGCAAGCAGCUACUAAGUACUGUACAUACUUUGAAUUACUUUGAACACAGUAGUUACAGCAGUUUUUUUCUCUUUUAUGUGGUUGUAAUAUAGCCUGUAUAGUUCAAAAUAAAAUAUGAUGCAAGUCAAUAGUACAGAACCAAACUCUUCUGAUAAUAAUGUAAGAUUUUGAUCACUGUGAUGUUUGUGCUGUAUUUAUAAUAUGAAAACACGAGACAUGAUCAAAAAACAAUAAUCAGAGGAACUGUAACAGACUCUAUCAGUCAUAACCAGCCUGGUUUUUGUAUUUGAACUACACUAAUGAAUGAAACCUGCAUCUAUGCCUUUACAUAAUAACACUGUUUGAUGUCUUGACAGAAAUUAUAGCAAUAUUAAUCUUGA